Messenger RNA from Pestalotiopsis fici W106-1, 1620 nucleotides. RefSeq lists its product as uncharacterized. Lineage: Eukaryota; Fungi; Ascomycota; Sordariomycetes; Amphisphaeriales; Sporocadaceae. The transcript is spliced from 4 exons. Bases 1 to 1620 code for a protein of 539 amino acids. The record is from RefSeq and is a predicted model, not a curated record.
AUGGUCUUCGGCGCAUUGCAUGACACAUCGUGGCGACACGCAUCUGUUGGCGGGUAUGGAGAGUCCAAAGCUUAUGAUGCCGGACAUGAGUCCGUCGUGCCGUCGCCGCCGCCGCCGCCGUCGUUUCUGGCAGUAAGGACGUCAUCGAUGUCUUCCACCUCGGUCGCAGCAGCUCGGUUUCCCCAGGACGCCCAUGACUGGGACUUUGCCGCGCCCAUCAUACGGGAACUCUACAUGGUACAGAAUCUACCUCUGUCGCGGGUCAUUGAGAUCAUGACCACAAAGCAUGGAUUCAAAGCCACGAUGUACAAGAGCCGAUUCCCAAAAUGGGGGUGGGCAAAGAACGAAAAAAGAAAACCGCCAGAGAAAAGAGCGCCGAGAAAGUCUCGGCGUUCAGCGCCGCAGGCGGAGCCAGGGUCAUCGGAAAUGAUAGCCGCCGCCGCCGCCGCCCAAACUCCUUUGCCCCCGACCUCGCCCGCCGAUCGGCUAAUGCUGCACGAGAGUCCGUACGCUCGACACCUGUAUGAGAGCUGCCGGGCCCUGGACAUCUUCAUCACAUCAUGGGCCGCCCGGGACCCUCGGUGGCAAGGGGAUACCUUGCUCACCAGCCUGGCGGUACAACCACUCCCGAGCUACAUUGACCAGGCCGUCAGCCACUUUGAGGGCGGCGAUUAUCAGCAGGGCGGCAAGUUUCUGCGGCUGGCAUUUCUUGAUGUUGAAGUUUGCAUCAAGGACGAUCAUGUUCUCAAUAUAUUUGGCCUCUUGGUGGAAUGGAGUGAUCCGCUCAUCAGGUUCCCAGGCGUCAACGACGUCGAAGUGCUCAUGGCCUUUAGCAAAUACGUUUAUCAACAGGCCCUGAUACAUUGGGGAAACCAUCCCAUCACCCUAAUGUGUAGAGGUCUCCUAGAAGCAACACGUUACGGCACCGAGAGGGUAGUGUCGUGGAUGCAGAGCAUGUUUCGCCUCAGGAUCGACGUCUUCAGAUCCCUACGAGGAACAGACCUGGCCACAAUAUCAGGACAGACGCAGUUCCUCUCGAGAUGGCCCGACCACAACAUGACGCUCGACUACAUGCAAAGCCAGCACCGGCGCAUCCAACAAAUCCAAGAGACGUACGGCGCCGACCACCACCUGGUCCUGCGCGACCAAAUGGCGCUGCUGCGCAUCGAGCUCGUGCAAAAGCUGCCCAGCGGCAACCUCGAGGCCCGUCUGGAGCGCCUCUGCGCCGCCACCAGCCGGUACAAGCGCUCGGCGGACCGCGACAAGGACCCCUAUGCUGCCCUGAAACAGCACACCAUCUUUCGCGGCAGCCAUUUCCUCUUGGCUCUCUUCCGGGCCUCGCAAAACGACUGGGAAAAGAUGCUCGCCGCCUGCAGGGAGGUUAUUUAUCUAGACUGCGAGCCGGUGACGCCCUGGGGCUCGUUCGUGGUCCUUGUCAUUGAUUUACUGCGCGAGCAUGGUCUACACGAGGAAGAAGAGAGAAUUAUUGCUUGGAAAAAGUCGGUGGAGCUGUCGCCGUCGCUGGAGAAACUCUUGGAAGAGGAAACCGCUUCAGGGGAAGGGGCAUCAAACCUGGUGAGUGGCCUUGUGAAUUGCAAAAGGGAAGAGACGGUGGAGUAG